Molecule: messenger RNA, 882 nt
Organism: Miscanthus lutarioriparius
Lineage: Eukaryota; Viridiplantae; Streptophyta; Magnoliopsida; Poales; Poaceae
Source: the annotation of a GenBank genome assembly
AUGGCACAGGCACACCCUGUUCUCCUAGUCCUUUUGCUCUUCCUCUCCCCCACUGCCGUUUCUUCCUCCAAGAGAAUUCAGCCGAAGUUCUCGGCUAUCUUCUACUUUGGCGACUCGGUUCUUGACACCGGCAACAACAAUCAUCUCCCCACGGUGGCUGUAGCGAACCAUGUUCCUUACGGAAGAGAUUUCCCAGGGAAGAAACCAACAGGGAGGUUCUCCAAUGGCCGGCUUAUCCCAGACCUCCUCAACGAGAAGCUGCAACUCAAAGAAUUCUCGCCGCCGUUCCUGGAUACAAGGCUGUCGAACAACGACAUGGUGACAGGGGUGAACUUUGCAUCAGCUGGUUCAGGAUUAGAUGACCAGACGUCGCAGCUGUCCAAUACUCUACCAAUGUCCAAACAGGUGGACCUCUUCAAGGACUACCUCCUCCGGCUCAGGAACAUUGUUGGGGACAAGGAGGCUUCCAGGAUCAUUGCCAGCUCUCUGAUUUUUAUCAGCUCAGGAACCAACGAUUUCUCACAUUACUACCGUUCGUCGAAGAAGAGGAAGAUGGACAUUGGUGACUACCAAGAUCUUGUUCUCCGGAUGGUACAAGUUCAUGUCAAGGAAUUAUAUGACCUUGGGGGCCGGCAAUUCUGUUUGGCAGGCCUUCCGCCGUUUGGUUGCACACCUAUCCAAAUCACAUUGAGCAGAGACCCUGACAGGGCAUGUGUGGAUGAGCAAAACUGGGAUGCUCAGGUCUAUAACUCUAAACUUCAAAAGUUACUUACAACGUUGCAAGGUUCACUCCAUGGAAGCAGAAUUGUGUACUUGGAUGCAUACAGAGCUCUCAUGGAGAUCCUGGAGAACCCAGCCAAAUACGGUAACGUUUUCUGUUAA